Messenger RNA from Chaetomium strumarium, 829 nucleotides. RefSeq lists its product as uncharacterized. The transcript has a single exon. Bases 155 to 682 code for a protein of 175 amino acids. NCBI's taxonomy places the organism in Eukaryota, Fungi, Ascomycota, Sordariomycetes, Sordariales, Chaetomiaceae. The record is from RefSeq and is a predicted model, not a curated record.
AAGCUGCCGAAGUGAUACAAGGUACUCCUCUUACCCCUCAGUCCAUGCACCCCUAUUACGAAGUAGUCAUAUAUAGUACCGUUGAGCCCCCCCAGUUUGGAUCACCGGCACCCUUAUUAAAACGGACAGAUUUCUCCCGCCAUCUUCAACCUACAUGCUCGCGGGAUACAACACACCCACGCCCACGCACAACUCCUCAUUUGCUCUCAACAAGGCACAGACAAUGACAUCCCCGCCGCCCGAGGUCGCGGAGCGCAUCCGCCACAAAAAGGCGCAGUACACGCGAUUCGCCGACACCAAGCAGUGGAGCAGAUUCGACACCAUCUUUGUGCCAGACGCCACCUUCAAAUUCGUCGACGAGGAUGGCAAGGUCAUCACCACGCCGGACGGAGCCAUCCCGUACGAGUGGGCCUCGCGCGAGUCGUGGGUGGCGUUUUUCGAGGCGGCCUUCACCGACCUGCAGGUCAUUCACCUCGUCGGCCCCGGCGAGUUUGAGCUGGUCGGACCGGACGAGGUCAAGGCGGUGUUUACGGUCAUCUACCACGACGCACCCGCCAAGGGGAAGGGGACAGGUCCGCAUGAGACGGGCGGCGGGCAUUACUACGAGACGUGGGUGCGCCAAGGCGGGGAUUGGUUCUGUAAGGAUUUGUUCAUGCAGAGGAAUUACCACCGGGUCGCGUAGUCAUAUGAGGUUACUACUAGUAGUACCUGGGUCUUCCUUAGCGGGAUGUAGGAUGCAGGUACUAGUAGUACCAGCUUCUUGGGAAAGUUGCAAUAUGGGCAUGAUCACGCUGCGAUGGAUAAGAGAGAGCGACACAGAGGUAUUGAG